ACUCCUCCUCCCUCCCUCCUCAGCAUCAAGUGCAGGGUGAGAGGAGCGUCCCGGCUGGGACUUUCUCCGCCUCAGACUCCAUGAAGGAGCGAUGAGGAGCAGACAGCCUCCGAGCCGCUAACAAAACAUCGGGACUUCUGUGAUGCUUUAACCAGCCACGCGUCUUCCUCAAGGAUCCUCUUUGCGUUUUUUUGGGGGGGGGAGAGCAAAGAAAACAUUGCGGGUUUGGAGUAAUCCAUCAAUCGGAUGCAGCAGAGUCAGAUCCAGAUUAAAGAUGGGCCCCAUACCGCUGCGCGUACUGCUCUUGAUGAUGGUGCUGGCUGUGGUGGCUGCAGCUGAGCCGGUGAGCACGGCUGAUGACCAGUACACCUGGCCACAGUGGAAGGUGCCUCAGGUGAAGAACAGGCACACCGUGCCUCUCAGCAGCCCCAGCUUCUCUGCACACCAUCAGCCGGAGCUGGGCGGGACCUGUGGGAUCGAGUGUCAGCGCCGGAUCCCGUUGCCCUCCCUUGACGACCUGGAGAAGAUUCUGUCCUACGAGACGGUCUAUGAAAACGGGACGCGCACCUACACAGUGGUUUCAGUGCAGGGCAUCAAUGAGGAGCCCAUUUGGUCCACAAACGUCUCAUCCAGGUCUCGCCACAAACGGGAGGUGUAUGGCACAGACACCCGCUUCACCAUAGCUGACAAACAGUUCUCCACUAAGUAUCCUUUUUCCACAUCCGUGAAGAUCUCCACGGGUUGCUCCGGAGUUCUGGUGUCUCCCAAACAUGUGCUGACUGCUGCACACUGCAUCCAUGAUGGGAAGGACUAUCUCGAUGGGGUGCAGAAGCUGCGGGUUGGUGUUCUGAGGGAGAAGUCCAAACGAGGUAAAGGAGGCAAGGGAAGAGGAGGCAGAGCGAAGGGGAGAAAAAGGAAAGGGGACAAAGCCAAAGAGGGCGUUGAAAAAAAUGAGGAGACUCAAGGAACAGGAGAGCGCAGAGGAAGAGGGGCUGGGAGGAAGAGCCGGAGUCGUCGCAGUGUGGAACCAAACAAGCCUUCAUUUCGAUGGAGCAGGGUGAAAAAGACCCAGGUUCCUAAGGGCUGGUUCAAAGGUGUGUCUGAUGGACUGGCUGCAGACUUUGACUAUGCGGUACUGGAGCUGAAGAAAGCCCCCAAAAUGAGGCACAUGGAUCUCGGUGUCAUUCCAUCAGUCAAGAAGCUCCCUGCUGGGAGGAUCCACUUCUCCGGCUUUGAUGAUGACCGACCCGGAAACCUGGUGUACCGGUUCUGCUCCGUGUCCGAGGAAUCCAAGGACUUGCUGUAUCAGUACUGCGACGCCAAACCCGGCUCCAGCGGCUCUGGAAUCUACAUACGCCUCAAAGAGCCGGGCAAGAGGAGGUGGAAACGGAAGGUCAUUGGGGUGUUCUCAGGUCACCAGUGGGUAGAUGUUGAUGGAGAUGGGGUGCAGCAGGAUUACAAUGUGGCAGUGAGAAUAACACCUCUAAAAUACGCUCAGAUUUGCUAUUGGAUCCACGGGGACUCAAAAGAGUGUCAGGUGGCUUGAGACAACACAGCCCCAACCAUGUGAUCAGGAUCCCUCUGGCUCCCUGAUGAGCAUGAGCGCACACAGUGAGGCAGACUCAGCAUCGACAACAGCCGGACCUCUUCAGUUCAUCAAGAGAACCGGGGCUCUUCAGUUUCUCUAAUUUAUUUGCUCACAGAAAGAACAUUUGAUGAAGAAACGUAUUCAGGCUUUUAGAUCUUUUUUUAUUUUACUCUUUUUUUUGUUAGGUAAAUGAAUUGACUGAAACUGCAUUAUCUCCAUUCUGCAUGACAAGACAGACAUGCAUGUUGUAGAGAAAUGGCACAAACUUGUUAUUGACCAAAACAUCCAGGUGAACAUCUCAGUUUAAUGGGCUAAAAACAAAGGAAUUCUUGGUUAAAUUUCAUAUUGAACAUUGUGUCUUUUUUAAGAGUUUUACUUUUAUGUGAUUUGUGAGUCUUUUCCUGUUCUCUUUGUUUUUGCAACACGGUGAAAUAUGGUUUCAUUGUUGUGCACAUAUGGGGGCUAAUCCAGGAGAAUUGGUGCUAAUUUAUGAGACUGUAAGCUUUUCGCUGUCUUUUUUAUUUCUGAAAAUAUUUUGACGGCCUAGUACUGUAACUGUGCAUGUGAGGUGAGGCUAAAAAAAAGGGACAUUCAACUCAUUACUUGAGCUGUUUAUAUUUCUCUGUUAAAUUAAAAUUAAAAAGCAGCAUUUUUAUUAUAUUGCAAGUUUUAAAUUGUAAAAUCUUUAACUUUUCUUUCUCUUUUUUAUUCCAAAAUCCUUUUAAGUACUAAAAACAACAAAGUAUUAACCACAAUAUUUAAAGUCUAUGUUUAUGUGUGAGUAUGAUGAUCCAGCAAUUCACGGGGCAACUGCUAAAUGGUUGAUGUAUGCUCCCGCAAGUCAAAGAUUUCAAGCUGAACAAAAAACAAGAAAAUGUUUCUGCUUUACAAGCAAAAAUAAAAAAGAAAUGUUUAACAAGA
Oryzias latipes (Japanese medaka) is the source of this 2509-nucleotide messenger RNA. RefSeq names its product serine protease 35 (gene prss35). The record is from RefSeq and is a predicted model, not a curated record. Gene Ontology annotation, molecular function: serine-type endopeptidase activity. Gene Ontology annotation, biological process: proteolysis. NCBI's taxonomy places the organism in Eukaryota, Metazoa, Chordata, Actinopteri, Beloniformes, Adrianichthyidae.